Molecule: messenger RNA, 2537 nt
Organism: Oncorhynchus keta (chum salmon)
Lineage: Eukaryota; Metazoa; Chordata; Actinopteri; Salmoniformes; Salmonidae
Product: actin-binding protein WASF2-like
Exons: 8
Coding region: 25-1494 (489 amino acids)
Biological process (GO): positive regulation of Arp2/3 complex-mediated actin nucleation; actin cytoskeleton organization
Cellular component (GO): cytoskeleton
Molecular function (GO): Arp2/3 complex binding; protein kinase A regulatory subunit binding; actin binding
Source: RefSeq, a predicted model, not a curated record
CGACCGCCCCCCUCCCGUCACAAAAUGCCGUUGGUGACGAGGAACAUCGAGCCUCGCCAUGUGUGCCGCCAGGUGCUCCCCAGCACCAUCCGCAGUGAGCUGGAGUGUGUCACCAACAUCAGCCUCGCCAACAUCAUCCGUCAGCUAGGCAGCCUCAGUAAGUAUGCAGAGGAUGUGUUUGGAGAGCUGUUUGUGCACGCGGGGACGUUUGCUAUCAGGGUGAACUUACUGGGUGAGAGAGUGGACCGUCUACAGGUCAAAGUCACCCAGCUCGACCCUAAAGAGGAGGAGGUCUCUCUGCAGGCCAUCACCCAGAAGAAAGCUUUUCAUAGUAAUCUGACUCAGGAUCAGCAGUUAUUCUGUAGACCCUCUCUACCGCUGCCUGUACAGGAGACUUAUCUGACCUGCAAUCCUCCUCCACCACUCAACAACCUCAGCCAGUACAGGGACGAUGGGAAGGAUGCUCUGAAGUUCUACACAGACCCGUCUUACUUCUUUGAGCUGUGGAAGGAGAAGAUGCUGCAGGACACCAAGGACAUCAUGAAGGAGAGACGCAAACACAGGAAGGAGAAGAAGGACAAUCAAAAUAUGCGGACUCUGAAUCCCAGAAAGAUCAAGACCAGAAAGGAUGAGUGGGAACGACGCAAGAUGGGGGAAGAGUUUGUGGUACCCAAGAACGACAUGGGAGAAUCUCUUGAGGGUCUGAAUGGCAGUAUUGGUUCAGGAGAAGGCUGUUAUUCCCCUGAUGGGUUAGACCAGAGUACAGGGUCGUACGCCUUCGAUCCCGGCUCCCCCCUCCCUCCCCCCGCUCCCGAUGACUUCCUGCCCCCUCCACCCCCAGACAUGACGUAUGACGGACAGUACGGAGCACCAUCCCAGAAGCGCACCAGCGUUCUGAGCCCCACACACCCUCCUCCAGCCCCUCCCAUGACCUCUUCUGCUUCCAGUGGCUCCCGGCCCAACCUGGCCCCUCCCCCUGCCCCACCUCCCCCUCCCCCCUCUGGCUUGGGGAUCCCUCCCCCUCCCCCCUCUGGAUUUGACUCCUCCCCCCCUGCUCCCCCUCCUCUCUUCUCCUCUGCCUAUCCCUCCCCCCCUGCCCCACCUUCUCCUCUCUCCCAGACCACCAUCUCUCCACCUCCUCCCCCCUCUCUCCCCCAGGGUGGUGGCGCACCUCCUCCUCCUCCUCCUCCCCCGCCUCCUCCAGGCCCUCCUCCCCCUCUUCUGGCCUCCCCCUCCCUCCUUCUCCAUUGGGGCUCCCCCUCCUCUCAAGCCCACCCAGGUUCAGCCAGAGGCCCCGCUGACGCUCACAAUGACUUGCUGUCAGCUAUCCGUCAAGGUUUUAACCUUCGUAAAGUGGAGGAACAGAAAGAGCAGGAGAAGAAGGAUAACUAUGGCAACGACGUAGCGGCCAUCUUGUCUCGCCGUAUUGCUGUGGAGUGCAGCGACAGCGAAGAUGACUCCUCGGAGUUGGACGAUGACGAUUGGUCCGAGUGAGGCCUCCUUCACCACCACCACCACCAUCGUGGUCUUCCUCAGUCCUCCUCAGAGAGAGUGCAUCAUGUCCUCUUGCCAUUACUUCUUUAUAACCAAUGAUCUGAGGAGUAGAAUGGCCAAAGACAAGUGUGUCCUCUUCCACACUCCUGUCUAAACCAGUCACAUUCCCCUCAUGUGCCAGUCACAUUCCCCCCGUGUGCCAGUCACAUUCCCCCCGUGUGCCAGUCACAUUCCCCCCGUGUGCCAGUCACAUUCCCUGUAUGUUUUUUGUUGAACUUAACUGAUAGCCAAUGACUUCAGUAUGGAGAACGGUCCAAAUAUCAAAAACCCAAUUAUUUCUGAAGGGCACAUGGCCAAAGUGUGUGUGUGUGUGUGUGUGUGUGUGGUAAUGAGAAUCAUACUCAUAGAUAACAUAGUAUACCGUAUGUAUAGAUAUUGAUCCUUUACAUACAGACGAACAGUCCCAUGAUGGUAUGACUGAUGAACUGUGUUAAGAAUCAUAUUUUACUUUAUGAUAGUUAUAGAUGUGCUAAAGAACACACACCGAAAGUUGUUUUUCUUAUUGCAGUUUUUGUUUUUUUCCCCUGUCUUUGGCUCUAUUGUUGGCAUGGGAAUGGUUACCUAGGUGACGGAGGGACUCAUUAACAGGUGACUCAAUAAAACCAUGUCCGCUGUCAGUCAAAACAUGCUCUGCCCAAUAAGUGAUCCCUCUCUUGCCCUAGUCCCGCCCCUCCUUAAGUGCCUUUGCUUUUUCAUGUUUAUGUGCGAGGAGGAUGAAGUUACCCUUGGACACUGAUCUAGGGUCAGGUUUGUUUUCGUUCCCAUUCCCCAUAGGAUUGGAUGAUGCGUAACUGAUCUUAGAUCUGUGUCUGAGACAACUUGAUCGUCUUCUGUUUUAAGUGCCUUCUGUUUGUUUUAAAUCCAAAGAGUAAAGCCACAAUCAGACCUGAACAUGUUAUCAUCCAACCACAUGUUUCCGCUUGUCCCGUCUGUCUCGACUUUAUCCGUGAGGAUUAUCAGAAUAAUAAAGAUGAAGUACAGUG